Triticum dicoccoides is the source of this 1294-nucleotide messenger RNA. RefSeq names its product disease resistance protein PIK6-NP-like. The annotation marks the transcript as partial. The record is from RefSeq and is a predicted model, not a curated record. NCBI's taxonomy places the organism in Eukaryota, Viridiplantae, Streptophyta, Magnoliopsida, Poales, Poaceae. The transcript has a single exon.
CUAAUGAAGAUGCUGGAUCUAGAAGGUUGCAGAGGCUUAAAGAAGCAACAUUUGAAGAGCAUCUGUAAAAUAAUACUGCUCAAAUACUUGAGCCUCAGGAACACAGAUAUCACUGAACUGCCUAAGCAAAUCAAGAAGCUGCAGCGGCUAGAGACGUUGGACAUCCGGCAAACAGCGGUACAGUCAUUCCCAACAAAAUCAAUCAUGCUUCCUAUGCUAAAGCAUCUGCUUGCUGGCCAGGGCAACAACUCUGAUAGGUUUCAGGAGUCAUUUACGGCUAUGCGCCUUCCCAGCGGUGUCAGAGGAAUGAAGAAAUUAGAGAUAUUGUCUCGUGUUGUUUCUGACAAUGCUGAUGAUUCAAUUGAUGUUGGUCAUCUGUUACAGCUGAGGAAAUUGGGUGUGAUUCUUUCUGGUAAGAAAGGUAGCUUCGGUCAUCUAUUGCAACAGGUUGAGAAAUUGCAUGGUAGCCUCCUCUCCUUGUCAAUCCAGAUCAACCAAACACCCGAAGUUGGGGAUACUCUUGGUGCAGAGGAGGUGGUCACAUUAGUCUCGCCUCCGAAACUUCUUCAAAGCCUGAAAAUCAGCGGCAUCACAAGUGGGCUCCUCUUGUGGAUUGCAGAGCUUGAUCAGCUUACCAAGUUAACACUGAGCGAGACUUACCUGACAGAAGACUAUAUAUGCAUCCUUGGCAAACUUGCAGCUCUGCGUUGUCUCAGUCUUCGGCGCAAUUCAUACACCGGAAGCGGGCUAACAUUCAAGGAAGGGGAGUUUAAGAGCCUCAAGUCUUUGGUCGUCGAUGGCGACAUCAUCACCAACAUUACCUUUGACACUAAAGCGGCUCCCAAGCUUGAGACGAUUGUGUGGUCUUUCGCCAAAAUGGAGUCUAUUUCUGGAUUACGCGACCUUUGGUCGUUGAAGAAGCUCGAGCUCAAUGGUGACUGCAACCCAGGCCCAGUGAGAAGAGCACUUGGAAAGCACCCAUAUGAUCCUGAAUUUAAGCACAACCCACGCCAUGGACACCAAGAAGAUGGAGCUGUUGUUGCUGCCUCACCCCCAUGAGCAAAUGAUCGAUUUUUCUCCGUCAACCAGAAACUCUCUUUGGUUGGUGUUUGCCUGGCUCAUUUAUCAUUCUUGAAUAACGAAGCAGCUGAAGGAAGGCCUGGUCAUUUUCUUCCAGUCUCAUUCGUCACUGAAGCCGGAUUAUUUCAGUCUUAUGUGUGUUUGGUUCAAUUAUCUGUACUCUGCAUACUUGGACUCUUUCUGUGUGCGUGUUUGUGCGUGUGAGCAGCAUGCU